UGCAAUUUCAUAAACGAAGAAAAUGAAGUCUCUUUUUAUCGCUUCUCUACUGUUCUUCACUCGGAAAUCUCUGCUCUCUCUCAGCUAAUUCCUCCCCUUGAAUCGCAUCCAUAUUUCCCAGUAAUUCUCUCUCAUUUUGCUCUCCUAACCUUACCCACAUAUGUAAAUCCAGCUUUCGAGUUUUUGGCGAAAUCUAGGGUUUCUUUCUUCUUCAAAUCCGAUACUCCCUGUUACGUUUAUCUCAAUUUAAUAGCCUAUAAACUCGCAAUUUCGAUUCAAAGCUCAGAAUUUUGUGUUACAAUUACCGGUGUCUAGUUUCGGCGUUCUGUAUGCGGUUCUUGUUUGGAUUUGAUCUAAUUGAGUAUGGAGAAGGGUCUUUGUGUUGGCGAUGUGGCGAUGCUGGACGCGGAGCUGUUGCAGCUGCCGGAGCUGGCUCCAUUGGCUUUCAAAUCGAACCACGACUUUGCACAGAAGCUCUUUUAUCAAUGGCUCUCGCUCCCGGAAGCCAACCGGACGGUUACAUCACUGCUUAGUGAUGCCAAGGCAGGUGUUCCCCUGAAUGUGCACGGAAAUCCCUCUACUGCUAAUGCUGCCGCCAGCAAUUCAUUACCUUCAAUGUUUCCAGCUGGUAGCGCUCCUCCACUUUCUCCUAGAAGUUCUUCCGGUUCCCCCCGCAUCAUGAAACAGAGGGCCGGUCCUUCUAACUUAGGUUCUCCUCUGAAAGUAGUCAGCAAGCCAGCAAAAGAGUUGAUACCUCAGUUUUACUUCAAAAAUGGCCGUCCACCACCAAAAGAGCUAAAAGAACAAAGCUUGUUACGUAUCAAUCACUUUUUCUAUGGCCGCUCAGAUGGACUACAGAUACAUGAAUUCAAAUCUGUCACUAAGGAAAUAUGCAAGCUGCCAUCAUUCUUCUCACCAUGUCUUUUCGGAAGAGUUGAUGUUAAUGGGACUGGUUUUGUAACAAGGGAUGCUUUUAUUGAUUAUUGGAUCAAUGGCAACAUGUUGAACAUGGACACAGCAACCCAAACGUAUGCAAUUCUGAAACAACCGGAUCUCAAAUACCUCACUCAGGACGACUUCAAACCUGUGCUUCGGGAACUAUUGGCAACUCAUCCAGGAUUAGAGUUCUUACAAAGUACACCUGAGUUCCAGGAAAGAUAUGCUGAAACUGUAAUAUGCAGAAUAUUUUACUACAUAAAUAGGUCUGGAAAUGGUCAUCUUACAUUGAGGGAGCUGAAACGUGGAAAUCUAAUUGACGCAAUGCAACAUGCAGAUGAGGAGGAGGACAUCAAUAAAGUUUUGAGGUACUUCUCUUAUGAACAUUUCUACGUUAUAUACUGCAAGUUUUGGGAGCUGGAUAUAGAUCAUGAUUUCUUGAUCGAAAAAGAGAACCUUAUCAGAUAUGGCAAUCAUUCACUAACCUACCGAAUUGUUGAUAGAAUAUUCUCUCAGGUUCCAAGGAAGUUUACGAGCAAGGUUGAGGGAAAGAUGGGCUAUGAAGAUUUUGUGCAUUUUAUACUGUCAGAGGAGGAUAAGUCAUCCGAGCCGAGUCUUGAGUAUUGGUUCAAGUGCAUAGAUUUGGAUGGGAAUGGAAUUGUGACACGGAACGAAAUGCAAUUCUUUUAUGAGGAGCAAUUGCAUCGAAUGGAAUGCAUGGCGCAAGAGCCUGUGCUCUUUGAGGAUAUUUUGUGCCAGAUUAUUGACAUGAUAGGACCAGAGGAUGAGAGCUAUAUCACACUUCGGGACCUUAAAGGCUGUAAACUUUCAGGAAGUGUUUUCAAUAUACUCUUCAACCUCAACAAGUUUAUGGCCUUUGAGAACCGUGAUCCAUUCCUUAUUCGGCAGGAACGUGAAAAUCCAACAUUGACAGAGUGGGACCGCUUUGCUCAUAGAGAAUAUAUUAGACUCUCAAUGGAAGAGGAUGUUGAGGAUGCGUCUAAUGGAAGUGCUGAAGUUUGGGACGAAUCGCUUGAGGCUCCAUUUUGAGUUCUUUUUGUUGUUAAGGAGCAGAUUCUUCUUUCUUGCUGGCUGCCGGACAGAAGCGAUCAACCAAACAAUGAAUGGGCAACACGGACGUCUCUUGAAUCAAAGAAAGUACAAGUGCGGCCAUGUGGAAUAUUUUUUUGUGUACCAGCUGCAAAGAAAUACAUGCAACUGUGUGCAAAAUUGGACAAUCAAUCAAUCAGUACAUCUUGAUUCUUGCGGAAGAGGCUGUUUUGCUGAGAGGGGAUGGAUUGAGUUCAGAUUAAUCGGCUGUUGGGGGUUAAAGUAGUUCAGAAAAACUCAGUAUUAUUUUUGUUUUUGACAACUUAUUAGAUUUAGUAAAUCUUGAGCUUUCUUCCCCCUUUAAUUUAGACCUUUGUUCUUUGAAUGCUGUCUGUAAGUUUCAGUCGUUGGGACGGUGUCAUUAUAAUCUUUAAAUUAUUUGUUUUUCCCUUUGGAAUGGUA
Messenger RNA from Tripterygium wilfordii, 2448 nucleotides. Its product is annotated as serine/threonine protein phosphatase 2A regulatory subunit B''beta-like. The transcript is spliced from 13 exons. Gene Ontology annotation, biological process: protein dephosphorylation. Gene Ontology annotation, cellular component: protein phosphatase type 2A complex. Gene Ontology annotation, molecular function: calcium ion binding; protein phosphatase regulator activity. Lineage: Eukaryota; Viridiplantae; Streptophyta; Magnoliopsida; Celastrales; Celastraceae. The record is from RefSeq and is a predicted model, not a curated record. Bases 364 to 1986 code for a protein of 540 amino acids.